Molecule: messenger RNA, 1713 nt
Organism: Sungouiella intermedia
Lineage: Eukaryota; Fungi; Ascomycota; Pichiomycetes; Serinales; Metschnikowiaceae
Source: the annotation of a GenBank genome assembly
AUGGAAUCGCUCACCCGUGCUUCUCUUAAGGUCUGUCCCUUUGUCAGAUCGAAAACCACUCAAGCUCUUCGUCACUUGAGUGAAACCUCCAGCUUGACCCAGCAUGCCAGAGCAUGUCCUUUUGCAGGCGCUGCUUUGAGUGCUAGAGAGUACUCCAUGUCGUCUAAGCCAGCACAGGCUUCUAGCGCCCCUGCUACCUCGACUCCAAGGGUCGCAUCCACUUACUCUUUUGGAGAUGCAGACUUGGUAGCCAACAAAAUCAACCUCCUGGACAGAUCCACCAACGAGCAGGCAUUUGACUAUGACGGAUACCUUGAGGAUGCAUUGGACAAGAAACGUCAGGACAAGUCUUACCGUUUUUUUAACAACAUCAACAGAUUGGCUGAAGAGUUUCCUAGAGCACAUUUGACUGAGGAAGCUGAGAAGGUUACAGUAUGGUGUGCCAACGACUACUUAGGAAUGGGAACCAACGCUAAGACUAUUGCUGCUAUGAAGGAGACUUUGGAUAAGUACGGAGGAGGUGCUGGAGGAACCAGAAACAUUGCUGGUCAUAACCAGCAUGCUAUCAAAUUGGAGGCAGAGAUUGCUGCGUUACACAAGCAUGAGGCUGCGUUGGUGUUCAGCUCAUGCUUUGUGGCUAAUGACGCGGUGUUGUCGCUUUUGGGCCAGAGAUUGAAGGACCUCGUGAUCUUCUCCGAUGAGUUGAACCAUGCGUCCAUGAUCCAAGGUAUUCGUAACUCCAGAGCCAAGAAGGAGAUCUUCAAGCACAACGACUUGGCUGAUUUGGAGAAAAAAUUGGCCAGCUACCCCAAGUCGACUCCAAAGUUGAUUGCAUUUGAGUCUGUCUAUUCCAUGUGUGGAUCCAUUGCUCCAAUUGAGGCCAUUUGUGAUUUGGCAGACAAGUACGGAGCCUUGACCUUCUUGGAUGAGGUCCAUGCUGUGGGUAUGUACGGACCCCAUGGAGCCGGUGUGGCCGAGCACUUGAACUUCGAAGAUCACUUGCGUGCUGGUUUAGACAAGAUCCAGCAAGACUCAGUCAUGAACAGAAUCGACAUGGUGACCGGAACUUUGGGAAAGGCAUAUGGAGUGGUUGGUGGUUACGUGACUGGUAAGCGUAACAUGAUUGAUUGGUUCAGAUCAUUUGCUCCGGGCUUCAUUUUCACUACUUCGUUGCCUCCAGCCGUUAUGGCAGGAGCCACUGCUUCGAUUAGACACCAGAGAUCUACUUUGAAGGACAGAAUUGCUCAGCAGAAAAACACUCGUUACGUCAAGAACAACUUGGGUAGCAUUGGCGUUCCUGUUAUUCCUAACCCUUCGCAUAUUGUGCCAGUGUUAGUUGGAAAUGCAGCCAGUGCUAAGAAGGCAUCUGACUUGUUGUUGCAGAAGCACAAUAUCUACGUUCAGGCUAUCAACUUCCCCACCGUGCCUGUUGGCCACGAGAGAUUGAGAAUCACCCCUACGCCUGGCCAUGGACCAGAGCUUGCCAACCAAUUGAUUGAGGCUGUGGAUUCUGUGUUUAACGAAUUGGGCUUGAGUAGAACUUCUGAUUGGGAGAAGGUCGGAGGCUUGUGCGGAGUUGGAGAGCCAGACAGCAAGCCAGUGGAACACAUUUGGACAGAUGCUCAAUUGCAGUUGGUUGACAGCGACUUGAAUGUCAAUGUGAUGGAACCAAACAUUGCACCAAACGAGGUAAGUUCUGGUGUUAAGAAGUGA